AUGAAUAGACCUUAUCAGUAAAAUUAUCACUCAUAGACUUCUAACUAUAACACUGGUUAUAAAAGUUAUGGCAGAGGUUAUGGACGUGGUAGAAGCAAGUCGUUUUUCUAUGGUAGAAACAAAAAUUAUAACAACUAAAAUUAUGAGAAUUAUUCGCAAGCAACUUACAAUGGGAAUGGUGGACCAGGAGUUCAAGAUGAAAGGCAAGGCCAAUGCGAGAAUAUGAAUAGCUAAGAAGGAAUAGAAGAAAAUGCUUUUGGUCAAGCAGACAACAAUAAAAAAAGAACUUUCAACUAAUUGCAAUAAGAGACUAAUUAGCUUAAAGUUGAGAAUCUUGGUAUUAGCGAAUAUGACUUUUCAGAUAAUAAACCAGUAAAACGAUCGCGUAAAAAAGCUUCUGAUGAGUAAUAUGAAAUAAAAGAUGAGUAUGACUUUAGUAUAAGCUAACAGUAAAAAAGAUAGUAAAAGUAACCACAAUUAUAAAGUUAAUGUACUCAGAGCUAUUUUUAGUAAUAAUUAGAAAUUUCUCCUACUAAAAGUGUAAAGAAAAAAGUUUAAUUCUAAGGGGAGGAUAAUCAAGGUGAAGAAACUGAUGCUACUGAACAUGCUGAACCUGGUCCGAAAUAUGUUCCAAUUGAUAAUGAAGAAGUUAAGAAAAUUGAGAAAUCUUCUUAUACUCAGAAAAAUACAGUAUACUGUCAUGCUUUUGGAUAUGCAAAGAUUAUUGAUAAGUAAAUUAAAGAAGAAACAGGAAUAUCUAGCCCUACUAAGUACGCAGGAAGUUAUAAAUUACCACAAGAUAGAUAGUCUAGACAAGAGCCAUUUAAUUCUUAAUAGAAAAUUAAACAAGAAACAGUACCGUUUGGCUAGGCUUAGCCAAACUCAACUCAUAAUAAUUACAUUUAAAAUCUAUAAAACAAUGUCAACCAAAAUUAAAAUAAAAGUCAUCAAACUAGACUUCAACUUACAUAAAACAUCCCAUAGAUAAAAACAGAGAUAGUAAUGCCUUCAUUGCCUGAUUAGAUCUCAUAGAGUUAAAGCACUAGAAAUACUAACACAGCACACAAUAAUAACAAUAAUAAUGGGAAUAAUAAUAUGAAUGGCAAUAAUAAUAAUGGAAACUCAACUUUAAAUAAAUUCAUGAAUUAAUAAUUCAAACCAUAACAAUAUCAAUUACCUGUAACUAACAACAAUGGGCAACCUUUAUCCGAAAAGUAGAAAAUUGGAAUUGAGCUGUAUAAUAUGCAUCAACAAAAUAUGAAAGAAAAAAAUCAUAUUUUGUAAAAUAUCAGGAAUGCUGCUGAGUUUCAAGCAUUACCAUGGUUUCUAUAACCUGAUAAGAUUCUAGAUAUGAAUAAAAGACGCCCAGGAAAUCCAUAGUAUGACCCAGGAACUGUUUACAUUCCGGUUUAAGAACUUGCUAAAUUUUCUCCAUUUUUAAGAUAGUAUUGGAGUUUAAAGCAAAAUCACUUUGAUAAAAUUCUUUGCUUUCAAAAAGGAAAAUUUUACGAGUUAUAUUACAUUGAUGCAUUAAUUGGUCAUCAUUAUCUAAAGAUUGCUUGGAGUGGAGGAUCAAAUGCCAUACAUUUCCAGCAAGCAAUAUCUUGCGGUAUUCAUGAAAAUAAUCUAAAUAAAGUUUGCUAAGAAUUUAUUGAUCUUGGCUUCAAAGUUGCAGUUAUUGAAUAAGCUGAGGAUAAAAGAGAAGUAGAUGAGAGAAUUAAGGCAUAACAUUUGAUAUUAAAUGCUAGAGCCCCAAGAACGCCUGAUAUGCUAGUAAAGAGAUAGAUUAGUGGUAUUUUUACCAAAGGAAUACUUCCUUAUGAUCCAGGCUAAUAAGAUUAUGAAGCCAAAUGGAUUUUAUCACUGUAUGUUGAGACUAGAAAUCCGUUUGGAAAUAAUGGUAAUGAUAAAGAUCGGAGAGAUAAAAUUGGUGUAGCCUUUUUUGAUAAUACAACUCUAACUCUCCAUUUAGGCUAAUUUGAAGAGGAUAUGCUAUACUCUAAAUUCAGGACACUUUUAUGCUAAAUUAGACCAAGAGAAAUCAUAUUUGACAAAGAAAACAUAAGUUUAGAUAUCGUUAAGAUACUCAAAGAAUAGCCUUUAACCCCAGAUUUAAAUAAUAUAUCCUUGCAGCGGGAAAGAUUAGCUAUUAAAUAUUUUGGAAAUGAUACAUAAAAGUGGCCAAGAGCUCUUUAAGAUUAUAGAUCGAACUAAGAUAUUUUUACACCUAGUUGGAUAUCAUUUGCAAUGAUAAUUAUGUAUUUGCAAAAUGGAUUAAUAGCUGAUCAAGUUGUUGGGUUGAGUGAUAUUCAUAAAUAUGAUCCUGAUAUGCAGUUAAAAACUUGUAUGGAGAUAGAUAGUUAAGCGAUAAAGUAGCUUGAGCUUCUAGAAGUUCCUGGUACUGAUAAGCCUAAAAAGGAAGGUUCUCUAUUCCAUUAUUUAGAUCACACAAAAACUGUGUUUGGUAGGAGAUUACUUAAGAAAUGGAUCAGUACGCCAUUAUUCGAUGUUGAUAAGAUUAAUACUAGACUAGAUGCUGUAGAAGACUUACUUUCUCAUCCAGAUAUGCUCUAAAAACUCUAAGAUAAACUUAAAAUGCUUCCUGACUUUGAUAAAGAAUGCACAAAUAUCUAUAAGCUUUCUACUAAAACAAGCAUGACAUUAUUGGCUUUUGAAAAAUUAGAUAUUGAAAGCCUCAGAGAUUUCUAUAAUUUACUUGAGAAGAUCAAACUUGUUGGAAAUAUUUUAGAGCUAUUCAAAACAAAAAAAGAAAAAUUUAAGUCACAUAGACUUAAAGCACUUUUGACCAUGAAGGAUGUAAAUACCAAAGCUAAUGUAAAAACAGAGAGAAAUCUUAAAAAUGAGGAUUAGAAACCUGAUAUAAAUUUACUGGAUAAAAAGAAAUAUCCAACAGCUAUAUUUCCUGAAAUCCAUAGCGCUAUUGCUGAGUUUGAAGCUCUUAUAAUAUGGAGCACAGGUAGUAACGGAGAAAAAUUUCCUGAGCCUUUUGAGGGUUUUGAUGCAGAUUAUGAUAGAGCAAAAUUUAGAAUAAAAGAUAUUGAAAUGAAACUCGAUAAGCAUUUAUAAGAAGUUAGGUAAAUAGGUAUAUGCUAGAAGUUCCGAAAGUCCUUGUUGAAGGAGGAAGAAGACCACCUGAUUUUGAACUAGUCAAAACAUCAAAUGCAACUCUAUGUGACUGAACUCGAAGAUGCUGAGUACAAUAUCAAAAUAGCAAUAAUGCCAUUUAUUUGUUCAAUUUUUGGAAUCUUCCAGCAAAAGAGAAGAGUUUGGUAGUAAAUUACAUCUUGCCUUGCAGAACUAGAUUGUUACACAUCCUUGGCGAUUGUAGCUUAAACAAAGCCUUAUUUAGAAUUGAAGAAAAUGAGGCAUCCAUGUGUAAAUUUAACUUUUGUUCCAGGGUUGGAAAUAUCAGCUCAUUUUACGAAUGCUCAUAGCCAUUAAAAAACGAAUACCUUUAUACCUAAUGACACUUCUCUAGGUAGAAGAUAUACAGAUAAAGAUAAAUCCCCAUCAAAAUUAGAUGAUAAGUAGCCUAAUAUUCUUCUUUUAACAGGUCCAAAUAUGGGUGGUAAAUCCACACUUUUAAGAUAAACUUGUCUUGCUGUUAUUUUAGCCCAGAUAGGAUCAUUGGUACCAGCAGAAAAGUGUGUUUUGACUCCAGUUGAUAAAGUUUUUACAAGAUUAGGAGCUUCUGACAAGUUACUUGAAAAAAAAUCUACAUUUUAUGUUGAAAUGGAGGAGACAAAAGCUAUCCUAGAUAAAGCAACUCAAAAUUCAUUAGCUGUAUUAGAUGAACUUGGCAGAGGUACAUCUACUUAUGAUGGAUUAUCCAUAGCUGAUGCAGUCCUUAACUUCUUGGCUGACAAAGUUGGAGUAUGUUUAUAUAGUUUUUAAACCCUUAUAGUGUCGAGCGCUUUUUGCAACUCAUCAUCAUUAGUUAUGCUCAAAAUAUGA
This is a messenger RNA of Stylonychia lemnae, 3975 nucleotides long. The record is from the annotation of a GenBank genome assembly. Lineage: Eukaryota; Ciliophora; Spirotrichea; Sporadotrichida; Oxytrichidae.